Molecule: messenger RNA, 858 nt
Organism: Glarea lozoyensis ATCC 20868
Lineage: Eukaryota; Fungi; Ascomycota; Leotiomycetes; Helotiales; Helotiaceae
Exons: 3
Coding region: 1-858 (285 amino acids)
Biological process (GO): proteolysis
Molecular function (GO): metalloendopeptidase activity; ATP-dependent peptidase activity; ATP binding
Source: RefSeq, a predicted model, not a curated record
AUGGCACCAAUACUAGGAUCACACAGCGAAAUCCCUCGCGCUAUUCGAAGCAUCGCAAGAAGAGCAAUAACACAAGCUGGCCCAGAAGUCGCAAGGCUAGCAGCUCGCCAUGCACUUCAACCCCGCGGUUUAUCGGUCAACAGUACCCAAAAGACGACCCUGGGAGUUAUCAUCGGAUAUACCGUAGCUAUUGCACUUUUGUGGAAUUUACCUUAUGUUCGGUGGUCGUUAUGGCCUUUCAAGAUGCUUGUAAUCGCAUUCCACGAAUUCGGCCACGCAAUAACGGCAUGUUGUACGGGCGGACGAGUCAAAUCUAUAUCUCUUGAUCCUCGAGAAGGAGGUGUAACGCAUAUGCAAGGUGGAAUUAGCGCUAUCACCUUACCAGCUGGAUACCUUGGAUCGUCACUCAUCGGAGCUCUGUUAAUUAUGUGCGGGUUCAAUAUCGUGGCCAGUAAAGUUGCUAGCAUUGUUCUGGGGGUUUGCUUCUUGCUUACAUUGUGGUGGGCGAGGAAGGACUGGCUUACUAUUGGGACUAUUAUUGCGGCGGUUGGACUGUUGAUUGCGUGCUGGUUUAUUAAACAUGCUGAGCCGUUGAGAUUUGUGGUGCUCUUCAUCGGUGUCAUGUCCUCCCUCUACAGCGUCUGGGAUAUCUGCGACGAUCUCAUCCUCCGAAAAGUCAACGAAUCCGAUGCCAGUGUUUUCGCAAAACGAUAUGGUGGAUCUUCACAAUGUUGGGGGGUUAUCUGGUCGAUUAUAUCGUUGUUCUUUAUGGUUGGCGGCAUCCUUGCUGGAAUCGCUGCGUUCCCUGAAGACUGGCAAGAACAGGAAGACGAUUCGAAGAAGUUCAUCCCGACUUGA